CCAAGCUCGGCGUGAUUUCUUCUCAUAAACACUCUCGCAAACGCCGCCGAUAGAUUGCAUGCUGUAUCUAGGCUGUCGCUUUUAACGCCGCGCUGUUUCCCCGCCAGCCACCCCCACCUUCGGAUCCAAAACAUCCCAAUCGAUGAGAUUAUGUCCGCUGCCAUCCCAGACCAGCCUGUAGCAGCGCCUGAACCAACGCCAGCAGCAGAUCCCGAAUACACUACAGAGCAGUUACAAGCCCGUUCUAGAGACUUCAUCGCAAGUGAGAAGUUCAACCGCCGGUUUACACUACCAGCGACCGACGACCAUGGCGAACUCACCGUGACCUAUGCCGUCGCCGGCAAGGAUAGUGAGUCCGCGCCGACGAUACUGUUUAUCGGCGGCUUGUACGGUGGAAGAUACUUAGCCACGAUGGCAGACUAUCUCAGCGAGAAAAAGGGUGUGAGAUUUGUUGUCGCAGACCGCCCAGGAAUGGGUGGAUCAACGCCCGUAAAACCGUUACAGCGACUGUCAGUUUGGCUCGAAACCGUGCCGGCGCUGAUGCGCAUUCUCGGCGCCCAGCACGUCGCGGUUGGCGCACAUAGUUGCGGCGUUAUCUACGCACUAAACACGGUCUACUCCAUGCCGGAGAUCUUGUCUCCGACCAAUCCCAGGCUCUACCUUUUCACGCCGUGGGUGAGCCCCAAGUACAGUGGUAUCAGUUACUUAUCUCUCUCCUCAUAUAUGCCUUCCAAGCUUAUUGGCGGUUUCGACGGCCUUGUUCGCUUCAUAACCUCUAAUGUCGUGCCAACCGUACAAUUCUCAAGUGGUCUUUUUUCUGGGCCAUCCACAGCCUCUGGCGCAAAGAAUGACUUGUGCCGUGAAUUCCGCGGCGUGUCGGCUGCCGAAGCUAAGGCACAGUCCGACGUAAUCAUGAAAUUGCUUUUCAGCGAGGACACGAGCGGUGCGAACGACGAGUGUCUACUGUUGCUGAAGAAAAAGGCGGCUGGGCCUUGGGGUGCCUGCGAGAGCUACGGAGAGUAUCCAGCAAAACUCGAGGCAAAGUUGAGAGAAUAUUUCGCCAGCCAUCCACCCAGCACUCAAGAACCAUCGGACUCUAGUGCUCCUAGUAUCUCUCCUCCGCAGCAACGGCUCGCUGUAAAGGUGUUCUGGGCCGAGUCGGAUUUAUUGAUCGGAAAGAAAGGAGCUGCUUAUUUCGAUACAUGCUUUAAGAAGUUUUUACAGGAAGAGCUUGGGAGCGGCGCUGAUAGUACUGUCCUGGUAUACGAUAGUGAGGUGCUUCCCGAGACUGACCAUGAUACUACCCUGCUACCCGAAUAUGGAGCCUUGCCACAGAUGAUAGAGGAUAUCAUUGGAGCGAAAUAACGGGGUCCAGGGAGACAAGGAAUAUAAACCACAUUUCGAAUCCAGACCGAGACCGAUUAGUUACGUUUUCAAGGGUAUGGCGACAACUCGGGCGGUCGGUCAUCUGAGCGGUUGUUUCUGGUCCACCUCUUUCAGAGCAGGACGACGGGGAUUUCGCAUGAGGUCAUAUGCCUUCCGAGUUAUUCCAAUGGCCACGGAGUAGGUCGAGGCGAAUAACGAUUCAUUUUGGUCGGAAGACUGAAUCAUUCCAAUGUGAAAGAUAGCGUGCGAGUAUUUCACCUGGCUCCCCUGCCAGGCCAGCUAUCAAGCUUCGUUGCUGUUGAGCUGUUCGAACAACAAAAAUGCAGGCACUACGCCGAGAAUACAACAAUCACUCCCCCUAUAAGUUAGUAAUAGCAUCAGGGCCUCGGC
Penicillium brasilianum is the source of this 1776-nucleotide messenger RNA. The record is from the annotation of a GenBank genome assembly. NCBI's taxonomy places the organism in Eukaryota, Fungi, Ascomycota, Eurotiomycetes, Eurotiales, Aspergillaceae.